Messenger RNA from Dovyalis caffra, 1716 nucleotides. The record is from the annotation of a GenBank genome assembly. NCBI's taxonomy places the organism in Eukaryota, Viridiplantae, Streptophyta, Magnoliopsida, Malpighiales, Salicaceae.
AUGUGUGGGAUACUUGCUGUUUUGGGUUGCUCUGAUGAGUCUCAGGCCAAAAGGGUCCGAGUGCUUGAGCUCUCUCGCAGGUUGAAGCACCGUGGUCCAGAUUGGAGUGGGCUCUAUCAGCAUGGUGACUUUUAUUUGGCUCAUCAAAGGCUUGCAAUUAUUGAUCCUGCUUCUGGUGAUCAGCCUCUCUAUAAUGAAGACCAAGCCAUCGUUGUCACGGUGAAUGGAGAAAUUUACAACCAUGAAGAACUGAGGAAGAAUUUGCCAAAUCACAAGUUCCGAACAGGCAGUGACUGUGAUGUUAUCGCCCAUCUGUACGAGGAACAUGGCGAAAAUUUUGUGGACAUGUUGGAUGGAAUGUUUUCAUUUGUUCUGCUGGACACUCGGGACAACAGUUUCAUUGUUGCCCGUGACGCCAUUGGGAUCACCUCCCUCUACAUCGGCUGGGGACUUGAUGGGUCUGUGUGGAUUUCAUCUGAAAUGAAAGGUCUGAAUGAUGACUGUGAACAUUUUGAGUGCUUUCCACCCGGUCAUCUGUACUCGAGCAAAACGGGUGGAUUGAGGCGUUGGUAUAAUCCUCCUUGGUUCUCCGAGGCUAUUCCCUCAACCCCAUAUGACCCACUUGCUCUGAGACAUGCAUUUGAAAAGGCUGUGGUUAAAAGGCUAAUGACUGAUGUGCCUUUUGGAGUUCUUUUUACAAAGGCUGCUAGACAAUGGGGGGCACAACUUCAUUCCUUCUGUGUUGGCCUAGAGAAUUCACCAGAUUUGAAAGCUGCCAGAGAAGUUGCAGAUUAUUUGGGAACCGUCCACCAUGAAUUUCACUACUCGGUUCAGGAUGGUAUUGAUGCCAUUGAAGAUGUCAUAUACCAUAUUGAAACAUAUGAUGUUACAACCAUCAGAGCAAGUACCCCUAUGUUCCUUAUGGCUCGUAAGAUCAAGGCACUAGGGGUGAAGAUGGUUCUUUCUGGUGAAGGUGCAGAUGAGGUUUUUGGUGGGUAUUUGUACUUUCACAAGGCACCUAACAAGGAAGAGUUCCACCGCGAAACAUGUCGCAAGAUAAAGGCCCUUCACCAAUAUGACUGCUUGAGAGCUAACAAAUCAACAUCUGCUUGGGGUUUAGAAGCCCGUGUCCCCUUCUUGGACAAGGAUUUUAUUAAUGUUGCAAUGGCUAUUGAUCCAGAAUGGAAGAUGAUCAAACCUGGACAAGGACAUAUGGAGAAAUGGGUUCUUAGGAGAGCCUUUGACGACGCUGAGCAUCCUUAUCUGCCUAAGCAUAUUCUGUACAGGCAGAAAGAGCAAUUCAGUGAUGGUGUUGGCUAUAGUUGGAUUGAUGGUCUCAAAGCUCAUGCUGCCCAACAUGUGACUGACAAGAUGAUGCAAAAUGCUGAGCGCAUCUUUACACACAAUACCCCAAGCACGAAAGAAGCCUAUUACUACAGAAUGAUUUUUGAGAGGUUCUUCCCACAGAACUCAGCCAGGCUGAGUGUUCCUGGAGGAGCCAGUGUAGCAUGCAGCACAGCUAAAGCUGUUGAAUGGCACGCUGCCUGGUCCAACAAUCUCGAUCCUUCCGGCCGGGCUGCGUUGGGUGUGCAUCUUUCUGCUUAUGAUGAUCAGCAGGCAGCUCUUGCCAAUGCCGGAGUGGUGCCACCAAAGAUUAUCGACGAUCUUCCUCGAAUGAUGGGAGUUAGUGCUCCAGGAGUUGCGAUCCAUAGUUAG